AAAUAGCAGCAGAGCCAGAGCUAGAGCUUCAGCCGGCGCCAGCGGCUGGAGCGGCGAGGGAGCUGGCCGAGCUGAGCAGCAAAGCAAGAGAGAAAGGGAGGCCCCCCAUUAUCCAAGACCCCUACAGGACCAUGUCGGAAUCUGAGCUGGAAUGGAUACCUGAGCCCCCAGCUAUGACCCUAGGGGCAUCCAGAGUGGAGCUUCGUGUGUCCUGCCAUGGGCUUUUGGACCGUGACACCCUCAGCAAGCCACAUCCCUGUGUUUUGCUCAAGCUCUACUCUGAUGAACAAUGGGUGGAGAUGGAACACACAGAAGUAAUCCGAUCUUGCUCCAACCCAGUCUUCUCCCGAGUGCUGGCCCUAGAAUAUUUCUUUGAGGAGAAGCAGCCACUACAAUUCCAUGUGUUUGAUGCUGAAGAUGGUGCCACCAGCCCUACAAACGACACCUUCCUGGGCUCGGCUGAGUGUACCCUGGGCCAGAUUGUUUCUCAGACCAAGGUCACCAAGCCACUACUGUUGAAGAAUGGAAAGAAUGCUGGAAAAUCCACCAUUACGAUUGUGGCUGAAGAGGUAUCUGGCACCAAUGACUAUGUGCAACUCACCUUCCGAGCCCAGAAACUGGACAACAAGGAUUUGUUCAGCAAAUCAGAUCCCUUCAUGGAGAUCUACAAAACCAAUGGAGAUCAGAGUGAUCAGCUCGUCUGGAGAACUGAGGUGGUGAAGAAUAACCUGAGUCCAAGUUGGGAACCCUUCCGUCUGUCCCUUCAUUCUUUGUGCAGCUGUGAUAUUCACCGACCUCUCAAAUUCAUGAUUUACGACUAUGAUUCAAAUGGGAAGCAUGACUUCAUCGGAGAAUUCACUAGUACCUUCCAUGAGAUGCAGGAGGGCACUGCUGGGCCAGGGCAGGAGAUGCAGUGGGAGUGCAUCAAUCCCAAGUACAGAGACAAGAAGAAGAAUUACAAGAACUCUGGGACAGUGACACUGAUUCAAUGCACGGUGGAGAAGGUGCACACUUUCCUGGACUACAUUAUGGGUGGCUGCCAAAUCAGCUUCACGGUGGCUAUUGAUUUCACAGCCUCCAAUGGAGAUCCAAGGAGCAGCCAGUCUCUACAUUGCCUUAGCCCUCGACAGCCCAACCACUACCUUCAGGCCCUUCGGGCUGUUGGAGGGAUCUGCCAAGACUAUGAUAGUGACAAGAGGUUCCCAGCAUUUGGUUUUGGGGCUAGGAUCCCCCCAAACUUUGAGGUAUCCCAUGAUUUUGCCAUCAACUUUGAUCCUGAAAAUGCUGAGUGUGAAGAAAUCUCUGGGGUCAUUGCUUCCUACCGCCGAUGUCUACCCCAGAUCCAGCUGUAUGGCCCUACCAAUGUGGCUCCCAUCAUUAAUCGCGUGGCUGGUCCAGCCCAAAAGGAGCAAAGCAGCGGAAAGGCCACUAAAUAUUCAGUGCUGCUAGUGCUGACAGAUGGAGUAGUCACUGACAUGGCAGAGACCAGGACAGCCAUUGUCCGAGCCUCCCGUCUACCCAUGUCCAUUAUCAUUGUGGGUGUGGGCAAUGCUGAUUUUUCUGAUAUGAGGAUGCUGGAUGGUGAUGAUGGACCUCUCCGCUGCCCUCGUGGGGUCCCUGCUGCUCGGGACAUUGUUCAGUUUGUGCCCUUCCGUGACUUCAAAGAUGCACCCCCAUCAGCUCUAGCUAAAUGUGUCCUGGCUGAGGUACCCAAGCAGGUGGUUGAAUACUAUGCCAGCCAAGGCAUUGCUCCUGGGGCACCAAGGUCCUGCACCCCUGCCACCACCCCAAGUCCAUGACCCUGAAGCCAGAGAAUCUGGACACCCCCUUCAACCUCUCAGUGCCUGUUCUGUCCCCUGUGACUAGAGUGACCAGUGCCUCUGCCUUUUGGAUCAGCUGUGCCCGAGGAGACCUGCAAGUGAGAUGUGGGGCUCUGCAUCCCACUCAGAUUCAGGUCUCUAUCCUCCAAUUCUCUACUUUAUUGCUUCUCAGUCCUUUUUUGUGUGUCCCCCAGGUUCCCAAGUCUCUGUUAAUAAAGUGAUCCAUUACUAUCCA
This is a messenger RNA of Antechinus flavipes (yellow-footed antechinus), 2055 nucleotides long. RefSeq names its product copine 6 (gene CPNE6). Gene Ontology annotation, biological process: cellular response to calcium ion. Gene Ontology annotation, molecular function: calcium-dependent phospholipid binding. Bases 132 to 1799 code for a protein of 555 amino acids. Lineage: Eukaryota; Metazoa; Chordata; Mammalia; Dasyuromorphia; Dasyuridae. Gene Ontology annotation, cellular component: plasma membrane. The transcript has 17 exons. The record is from RefSeq and is a predicted model, not a curated record.